Molecule: messenger RNA, 6310 nt
Organism: Equus caballus (horse)
Lineage: Eukaryota; Metazoa; Chordata; Mammalia; Perissodactyla; Equidae
Gene: SLC4A4
Product: solute carrier family 4 member 4
Biological process (GO): bicarbonate transport; transmembrane transport; monoatomic anion transport
Cellular component (GO): plasma membrane; basolateral plasma membrane
Molecular function (GO): solute:inorganic anion antiporter activity; sodium:bicarbonate symporter activity; monoatomic anion transmembrane transporter activity
Source: RefSeq, a predicted model, not a curated record
UUGCAUUUAGUUUUAUAUUUUUUAGUUUGAGUAUAAAGAAGGAAAAGGAUAUAUAUCAGGAUGAACUAUUGCAUACAAGGCUCAUAUCCCUGAAAGGAGAUAUUCUGCAAGGGUCCAGAGGUAAUGAGUGUCUUAAUGGGAUUGUCCACCAGUAAAGGUCAAGGUAAAAGAGAAAGGAGGAAAGAAGAAAGGAAGGAAACUUAUCUGUAUGGUGCAUGUAAUAGGUGCCAGGCACAAAACUCAGUGCUUUCACUUAUGUUACCUAAUUUGAAUCUCAAAACAAUCCUGCAAAGUUGAUAUUACCCCCAGUUUUAUAGAUGGAAAAUGUGAUGCUCAAAAAAGUUAAAUUCUUUCCUCCAGAUGAUACAAAUACUAAGUGGUAGAACUAGAUUUUUUAAACCCAUGUCUACCUGACACCCAAUUUCUGACUUUUUAUGCUUUGCUAGAUGGAUAUGCUCCUAAAAUGGAAAGGAGGAAAAUGUGAAUUCAGUGCAUAUUUACAUAGAUUGUAAGAAAUAUCUGAAGAACAAUAAGUCAUACAAACAAUGUGGAAAGCAGACCUACAGUAUUCAAUGCCUGAGCAUAUAAUUGGAUGGAUAGUAUACAGAGUGAACAUUUGGUUCUCUGGCAGAGCUCAUGUAUGGUAUGACAUAGAGCAGCUGUCUCCCAAGAAAGUUCUUUGUUUCUAGACCGGUAUGACACAAGCAGCAUUUGAGCAAUUCGAGAUUUCUUUCUGCUUUCACUAUAAAUAGAGUUCAUGGAAUUCUGUAUGUCAGAGUUAAUGCAAUGAAAAGGAGUCAAAGAAUAUGGAAAUAAACCUUAACUCAUUCUAUAAACUAGAAACAUGUUUGGCAUCAGGAGGCUGUAAAAACGCUGUCAUUACUUGGAUGGAUUCUGAGGUCUUAUUUAGCAUAUGAAAUUGCAGAGUAGAUCCUAUUAUGUAAGGAGAGAGGAGAACAGCAUAAUGUGGCUACAAAAUGAAGAACUUUGUGCCCUUCAGGGAAGAGUUAACAGGACAGAUGUACACAGAGCGAGACGUGUGGUAAGAAUGUGGAAAAUGAAUGAAUGAGUGGCAUAUAUAUGUGACUGUUGCCGAAGCCGGGUUGCUGGAUAAUCCUCAGAUGUCAGAUUUCCGUAAGGCCAACAUGUGACUCAAAGCUUGCCACUCAACAGAGAAUACUGGGCUGUGCUGGUAUUAAGAGGCUGGCUGGAAGCUAGGCUCCCACUGUGCACUAGCCUAACUCCCUGUCGCUGUCUGUGUGUGGGUGGGUGUGCAUGUGUGUGUGUGUGUGAGGGUAUACAUUUUUAUGCAGUGGGUGUUUAAAGAGCUAAGCACUGAAGCUGGAUUUCCACAAACGAUCAUCACGAGCACUCCAGACACACCAAACUUCCUCUCUUGGAUGGAGGAUGAAGCUGUCCUGGACAGAGGGGCUUCCUUCCUCAAGCAUGUGUGUGAUGAAGAAGAAGUAGAAGGCCACCACACCAUCUACAUCGGGGUUCAUGUGCCGAAGAGCUACAGGAGAAGGCGACGUCACAAGAGAAAGACAGGGCACAAAGAAAAGAAGGAAAAGGAGAGAAUCUCUGAGAACUACUCUGACAAGUCAGAUGUGGAAAACGCUGAUGAGUCCAGCAGCAGCAUCCUCAAACCCCUCAUCUCUCCCGCUGCGGAACGCAUCCGAUUCAUCUUGGGCGAGGAGGAUGACAGCCCAGCACCCCCUCAGCUCUUCACCGAACUGGAUGAACUGCUGGCUGUGGAUGGGCAGGAGAUGGAGUGGAAGGAGACAGCGAGGUGGAUUAAGUUUGAAGAAAAAGUGGAACAGGGUGGGGAGAGGUGGAGCAAGCCCCAUGUGGCCACAUUGUCCCUCCACAGCUUAUUUGAGCUGAGGACGUGUAUGGAGAAAGGAUCCAUCAUGCUCGACAGGGAGGCUUCUUCUCUGCCACAGUUGGUGGAGAUGAUUGUUGACCAUCAGAUUGAGACAGGCCUAUUGAAACCUGACCUUAAGGAUAAGGUGACAUAUACUUUGCUCCGGAAGCAUCGGCAUCAGACCAAGAAAUCCAACCUUCGAUCUCUGGCUGAUAUUGGGAAGACAGUCUCCAGCGCAAGUAGGAUGUUUACCAACCCUGAUAAUGGUAGCCCAGCCAUGACCCAUAGGAAUCUCACUUCCUCCAGUCUGAAUGACAUUUCUGAUAAACCAGAGAAGGACCAGCUGAAGAAUAAGUUCAUGAAAAAACUGCCACGUGAUGCAGAAGCUUCCAAUGUGCUUGUUGGGGAGGUUGACUUCUUGGAUACUCCUUUCAUUGCCUUUGUUCGGCUACAGCAGGCUGUCAUGCUGGGUGCCCUAACUGAGGUCCCUGUACCCACAAGGUUCUUGUUCAUUCUCUUAGGUCCUAAGGGGAAAGCCAAGUCCUACCAUGAGAUUGGCAGAGCCAUUGCUACCUUGAUGUCUGACGAGGUGUUCCAUGACAUUGCUUAUAAAGCAAAAGACAGGCAGGACCUGAUUGCUGGCAUUGAUGAGUUCCUAGAUGAAGUCAUUGUCCUUCCUCCUGGAGAGUGGGAUCCAGCGAUCAGGAUAGAGCCUCCUAAGAGUCUUCCAUCAUCUGACAAAAGAAAGAAUAUGUACUCAGGUGGAGAGAAUGUCCAGAUGAAUGGGGACACGCCCCAUGAUGGAGGCCAUGGAGGAGGAGGACAUGCUGAUUGUGAAGAAUUGAAGCGAACUGGACGGUUCUGUGGUGGACUAAUUAAGGACAUAAAGAGGAAAGCACCAUUUUUUGCCAGUGAUUUUUAUGAUGCUUUAAAUAUUCAGGCUCUUUCAGCAAUUCUCUUCAUUUAUCUGGCAACUGUAACUAAUGCUAUCACUUUUGGAGGACUGCUUGGGGAUGCCACUGACAACAUGCAGGGCGUGUUGGAGAGUUUCCUGGGCACAGCUGUCUCUGGAGCCAUCUUUUGCCUCUUUGCUGGUCAACCACUCACUAUUUUGAGCAGCACCGGACCUGUGCUAGUUUUUGAGAGGCUUCUGUUUAAUUUCAGCAAGGACCAUAACUUUGACUAUUUGGAAUUUCGCCUUUGGAUUGGCCUGUGGUCAGCCUUCCUGUGUCUCAUUUUGGUAGCCACCGAUGCCAGCUUCUUGGUUCAGUACUUCACUCGCUUCACUGAGGAGGGCUUCUCCUCUCUGAUUAGCUUCAUCUUUAUUUAUGAUGCUUUCAAGAAGAUGAUCAAGCUAGCUGAUUACUACCCCAUCAACUCCGACUUCAAAGUGGGCUACAAUACUCACUUUUCCUGUGCCUGUGUGCCACCUGACCCAGUUAAUAUCUCCUUAUCUAAUGAUACCACAUUGGCUCCCGAGGAUUUGCCAACUAUUUCUUCUACUGACAAGUACCAUAAUGCUACCUUUGACUGGGCGUUUCUGUCGACGAAGCAGUGUUUGAAAUCUGGAGGCAAGCUCAUGGGGAACAACUGUAAAUUUGUUCCUGAUAUCACACUCAUGUCUUUCAUCCUCUUCUUGGGCACCUACACCUCUUCUAUGGCUCUGAAAAAAUUCAAAACUAGUCGUUAUUUCCCAACCACAGCAAGGAAACUGAUCAGUGACUUUGCCAUUAUCUUGUCCAUUCUCAUCUUCUGUGUAAUAGAUGCCCUGGUGGGUGUGGAUACUCCAAAACUAAUUGUGCCAAGUGAAUUCAAGCCAACAAGUCCAAACCGGGGUUGGUUUGUCCCACCCUUUGGAGGAAACCCCUGGUGGGUGUACCUCGCAGCUGCCAUCCCAGCUUUGUUGGUCACCAUUCUGAUUUUCAUGGACCAGCAAAUCACAGCUGUGAUUGUAAACAGGAAGGAACAUAAACUCAAGAAAGGAGCUGGGUAUCACCUAGAUCUCUUUUGGGUGGCCAUCCUCAUGGUGGUGUGCUCCUUCAUGGCUCUCCCAUGGUAUGUGGCUGCUACUGUCAUCUCUAUUGCUCACAUCGACAGUUUGAAGAUGGAGACAGAGACUUCUGCACCUGGAGAACAACCAAAGUUUCUAGGAGUAAGGGAACAAAGAGUCACGGGAACCCUUGUGUUUAUUCUGACUGGUCUGUCAGUCUUUAUGGCUCCCAUCUUGAAGUUUAUUCCCAUGCCUGUCCUCUAUGGCGUGUUCCUGUAUAUGGGGGUAGCAUCCCUGAAUGGUGUGCAGUUCAUGGAUCGCCUGAAGCUGCUUCUGAUGCCCCUCAAGCAUCAGCCCGACUUUAUCUACCUGCGCCAUGUCCCCCUGCGCAGAGUCCACCUGUUCACUUUCCUGCAGGUCUUGUGUCUGGCCCUGCUCUGGAUCCUCAAGUCAACUGUGGCUGCUAUCAUUUUUCCAGUCAUGAUCUUGGCUCUUGUAGCUGUCAGAAAAGGCAUGGACUACCUCUUCUCCCAGCAUGACCUCAGCUUCCUCGAUGAUGUCAUUCCAGAAAAGGACAAGAAAAAGAAGGAGGAUGAGAAGAAAAAGAAGAAGAAGAAAGGAAGUCUGGACAGUGACAAUGACGAUUCUGACUGCCCAUACUCAGAAAAAGUUCCAAGUAUUAAAAUUCCAAUGGACAUCAUGGAACAGCAACCUUUCCUAAGUGAUAGCAAACCUUCCGACAGAGAAAGAUCACCAACAUUCCUUGAACGCCACACAUCGUGCUGAUAAAAUUCCUUUCCUUCAGUCACUCGGUAUGCCAAGUCCUCCUAGAACUCCAGUAAAAGUUGUGCCUCAAAUUAGAAUAGAACUUGAGCCUGAAGACAAUGAUUAUUUCUGGAGGAGCAAGGGAACAGAAACUACAUUGUAACCUGUUUGUCUCUCUUCAAACUGACAGUUUUUGUUGUUAAUGUUCUUGUUUUUUGUCUGGUUGUGUAUUUUUUAAUUUUUGUUUUGUUUUAGUUUUUGGUCACUGGCCAAAUAAUACAGCGCUCUCUCUGCUUCUUCUCUCUUGCAUAGGUAAAAUCAAGACAAUAGUGCACCGUUCCUUAAAAAGAACAUCUGAAGAAUCCCCUUUGUGUUCUUAUACUUUCAGAUGUGUCCUCUGACAACCAAAUUCCUCUGUCACUCAAGACAUGCACAGACUCUGUCCUUUUCCUUUAUUAAGCAGAGGGCAAAAGUAUUCAGGAUUUUAUAACACCUUUUAUUAAAAUAUUGAAGGAACUUACAACUUUAGCUUUGGAGCUGUGCUUACUGGCUUGUCCUUCUGUCUGGUAGAACAAACCUUGACUCCAGACAGAGUCCCUUCUUGCUUCUAGAGCUCUCCAGGACUGGAAAAAGUGCUGCUAUUCUAAUUUGCUCUUGCUUGUAAACCCUAAUCUUAGAGUUAUCAAAAGAAGAAAAACUAAAGGUACUUUACUCCCUGUAGUAAACUAUCGCCAUCAUUGUAGCAAGUGCUGGAAUGUCCCUUUUUCCUAUGCAACUUUUUUUAACCCUUUAAUGAAUUUAUCUGUUGAGUACAUUGAAGAAUAUUUUUCUUCCUAGAUUUUGUUGUUUAAAUUAUGGGGCCUAACCUGCAACUUAUUUUUUGUCAAUUUUUUAAACUUUUUUUUAAUUACUGUAAAGAAAAUGAAUUUUUUCCUGCAGCAGGAAACAUAGUUUUGAGUAGUUCUACCUCUUAUUUGUAGCUGCCAGGCUUUCUGUAAAAAUUGUAUUGUAUAUAAUGUGAUUUUUACACACACAUAUACACACACACACAUACACACACACAAAUUCACAAUCUCUAGGGUAAGCCAGAGGGCUAGAUCAGAUUAAAAACACCAUGUUUCUAAGCAUCCAUUUUUCCCUUUCUUUAAAAGAAAUUUAACUGUUCUAUGAAGGAGACUGGGGGAGAAGGAAGAAGCUCCUAUAUAAUGGGAUUAACUGACAUUUUGAUAAUAGUAAUAUCCGGGCACAGAUGCUGAUUGUAUUACCAUGUCAAUGUCCUAUGCAGUAUUGUUAGGCAUUUUUUUCAUUUUGAAAUAUUUGUGUGUUUGUGUAUGUACUCUGUGUGUGGCUGGUGCACAUGUGUGCAAAGUUAGAAAGAGACGGAGUGACAGCAGGCAAAGGACAAAGUUAUCCAGCCUCUUGUGUCAGUUUUCAUAAAAUCCAAACCACAUAUGAAAAAUCCAACAGAGGUCCAAGAGACUUACCAUUUUACAAAUGAGGGUAAAUAUAUUUUAUUACCCAGAUAUCAGUCACCAUCAUUGAUACAAUAGCCUAUAUUUACAAUACAAAAUCCAUAGGAAUAUUAAUAGAUCACUUGCACAUCUAUAAAGUGUUUAUGGAAAUGCAGAUAAAUCUGCAGAGCUAUAUAUGUAUACAUCUUAGCAAUACUCACACAUUUUUCUUAGGGAUGG